AUGAAAUACCUCCUAUUUUAUCCUUUGACGACAGGAGGUGAGAAAGAUCUCUUUAAGAUGCAGAACCAGACUUUUACGAUCAUCCACCUUCUGGAACCGACAAAUUGCACAAGUUCACUUCUUUCCAGCCCAGUAACAUGCGAAUCUGAUAGCUUGGCUAGUUGGCCAGGCCCCAUUAUCCUCGAUUCGAAUCAGAUACCAAAAGCUGUGCUUCAAGUGACAAAUGAGAAUCGAAACAAUCUCGAUUCAAGCCCAUCUGAUACCACCAGGACAGAGAUCGCUUAUGAGUCAAGUAAUCUGCCCGACAAUGAGCGUGCAACCAAGAAAUCGGAAUCAGACCUGACUCUUAGAAUGGACUCAACAAGCACAGAAGAAGAAUCACUUCAGGAGCUUUCACAACUUGCCUUUCAUUUGUCGGAAGCUGAUUUUACACGCACCUCCACGAUAGGGUCGUCUACAGCGGAUAGUCCCAUGACCACCCAAAUGGCAGCGCUCGAGAGUUAUCAUCUUGCCUCGAAAGGCAGCAACUCAGGACCCUGGCAAACGAGCCAAUUAAAUUCUUCUUGCUUCCCCGAGACUGCUCGUCCCGCCAUGAGUUAUCUCCGGAUGUUGGCCGACAGGCUUGCUCAGGAGGCCCAGUCUGACCCAAGGAGUCUAGGAAACGAAGAGUGCGUACAAAGUGCCGAAUGCUCGGGAGACUUUCCUCAAACUUCCGAAACUUUCUCGAAUUCAGCAUCGCUUGUGAUGAAAAUGAUGACAUUGAUGAGAAUGAUGAUGACGACCCCGACAAAGAAUAACACUCUCGCUGGACAAACGACCCUGAACGCAGCCCAUUUAGACCCGAAGGAUGUGGACAUACAGCAAAAGGCUGAUGUAAACUCUAUGGGAUCAGAAGAAAAGGUGAAAGAGUUAAGUGCGUCCGAAUGGAACAAGGAUUCUCCACAAUUCUAUCAAGAGGCCUUUAUACGUUUGCUGGCUGCUGCGAGCGAGAAGUGUCUUCCUGGCUUUUCUAUGCAUCGGACCAACACUGAGCUGGCCGGCCCUCGUCAAAUGUUUGUGGAUCUAGCCAAUAGGCCUCUGGGGGCUUCAGACACCAUUGGUACCCAGACUGGCGGCUGGAGAAAUUCAGGACUGGAGAUGAUGACAUUUGGUGGGCUGGAUCCAAACUGGGAUAGACGACGUGAUCAUGCAUAUUACGGACUACCAGGAACUGACAACUGUGGUUGGGCUAGUUCAGGAGCAUUUGAUGAGGAGGCCGAUUCCCAGAUGGGUGUCAACGGAGCAUACCACAGGUCAUCCGGUUGUCAUGAGGAAGAAAGUAAGUCAAAAGAUAAGAAUAGUAUUCACCCUAUUUCGUUUAAGUUGAUGGACUGA
This is a messenger RNA of Protopolystoma xenopodis, 1374 nucleotides long. The record is from the annotation of a GenBank genome assembly. NCBI's taxonomy places the organism in Eukaryota, Metazoa, Platyhelminthes, Monogenea, Polystomatidea, Polystomatidae.